Messenger RNA from Penicillium concentricum, 2652 nucleotides. Its product is annotated as ABC transporter integral membrane type 1. Gene Ontology annotation, molecular function: ATP binding; ATP hydrolysis activity; ABC-type transporter activity. Gene Ontology annotation, cellular component: membrane. Gene Ontology annotation, biological process: transmembrane transport. The record is from RefSeq and is a predicted model, not a curated record. The transcript has 8 exons. The coding region runs from base 1 to 2652 and encodes 883 amino acids. NCBI's taxonomy places the organism in Eukaryota, Fungi, Ascomycota, Eurotiomycetes, Eurotiales, Aspergillaceae.
AUGUCGUCGCGAAUCUUUUAUUUCUUGCUUUAUGCCUUUUUCGGUGGUGCCAUAUGUGCGGAGGGCCUGAAAAAGUACACCUUGGUGCUGCUGGCACUUGGAAAAUGCCUACUGCUAGUACUGAAUAUUGUUCUCCUCGUUUUCUGGUGUUUGCCGCACUCUCCAAGAACAAGGAUCUCGGUUCCGUCCGCUGCGAUCGCGGUGACCAGCACCCUGGCGUUGCUACUGCUAUCAUUCUAUGAGCAUACACGAUCACUGAGGCCUUCGAGCUUGAUUUGCAUGUAUUUGCUGGGCAGCGUAAUAUUUGAAAUUGCGCAAGUCCGGACUCUGUGGCUGUUGCAUCUUACAAGCUACCCGAUCGCAGCGACAGCCACGAGUGCACUCACAACCCGAUUUUUGUUGCUUCUGCUGGAGACGUAUGAAAAGAGAAAACAUUUUAUCCCACAAUACGAUCGUAUCUCACCAGAAAGUUCAACCGGGAUCUUCAGUCACAGUACCUAUUGGUGGCUCAAUCGGUUCUUUAUUGGUGGCUUCCGAGGCAACCUAUCCCUCGAUGAUCUAUAUCCCCUGGACGAAGAACUCUCUUUUAAGUCUAUUGCCUCCGGCCAUCAUCAGGGAUGGAAGAACAACGAAGAAAAAUGCACGCGACGGCUCGCACUGCUCUGUAAAGUCAUCUACGAUUUGAAGUGGACAGUGGCAGCGGCAGUCGUUCCUCGCCUUUGUUUAGUUGGGUUCAAAUUCGCUCAGCCCUAUCUCAUUAACGACCUUAUUGGCUACGUUUCCAAGAAUGGCUCCAGUGAGUUAUCUGGGGUCAAAUAUGGAAUCGUCGGCGCGACGGUGUUAGUUUAUGUGGGGAUAGCAGUAAGCACUGCUCUCUACAAGCGUCAAGUUGUCCGCAUGCUCACUAUGACUCGCGGGUCGUUAGUUACAAUGAUAUAUGCAAAGACACUACGCCAAGCUGCGGACCCCCGUCAAGAGGCUAGCUCGACCACGUUGAUGAGCACCGAUAUUGAUCGAAUUGCCACCGGGCUAUUAGACUCCCAUGAGCUCUGGGCAUCCCCAAUAGAGAUUGUUAUUGCGCUGGUGCUUUUGGGCAGAUCUAUUGGAUACCCCUCGGUAGCUGCUCUGGGUGUUGCUCUAGUAAGCGUUCUAGGAUGCUCCUAUCUCGCCCCCAAAGCGCGAGAAAUGCAAAAAACCUGGGUACAUGCUGUUCAAGAGAGAGUUAAUUUUACUUCGGUGGUUCUGAAGGAAAUGCGCCAAAUCAAGAUGUUUGGUGUUGAGACGGACGUGGCUUCUAAAACACACAGCCUUCGCCAAUUGGAACUACAUCAAUCUAAGCCCUUCCGGUCAAUGGUUGUUGCUGUCAAUGUUCUGGGCGCAAUAUCGACUGCCAUCGCCCCCGCUCUAACAAUAGCCGUGUACGCCGCUACACAGCUGAACCUCGGGCUAGAGACACCCAACACUGAUGUUACCUUCACAUCUUUGUCCUUGAUUUCUCUGUUGACAGAGCCCGUGGUACUGUUAUCUGCCUCUUUGACUAGAUUCACAUCCGCUAUUGGCUGUUUUGAUCGGAUUCAAGAAUUUAUUUGCAAGGAAAACCAAGUGGACGAAGAUCCAUCCGUUGAUAAAUAUCUGGUACUCGAUAGCGCGUCAGGGAUCGAACUUCAAUCAGCAUCGACUCAGCCCGAGGCUCUUGUCUGCAUGACUGAUUGCUGCUUUAGCUUGGGCUUAGUUCACCCAGCAAUACUCCGUGGGCUAACGCUGAAGAUACAACGCGCUUCGUUUUCAGCCGUGACUGGCCCUAUUGGCUCUGGUAAGUCAUUCUUGCUCAAAGCAAUGCUGCGUGAGAUGCACCGCACAAAAGGAAGUUUUUCUGUCAGUUCAGUGAAGACUGCGUAUUGCCAGCAAUCUCCAUGGAUAUUCAAUGGCACACUAAGAGCAAACAUUAUCGGAGAAUCGCCUCUUGACGAAAGGUGGCUCAAAGAAGUGGUGUAUGUGUGCAACCUGGACGUUGAAAGCACUAUCCUUUCUCUUGGUCUCGACACAGUAGCUGGGAGCUCGGGAGCCCAGCUUAGUGGAGGACAGAAGCAGCGAGUAGCUUUGGCCAGAGCAGUCUACGUAAGGCCGUCUUUGCUGGUUUUAGAUGACAUCUUCGGCGCUUUGGACGCAGUGACAUCGAGGUCAAUUUUUGAGCGACUGCUUGGUCGUACUGGACUGGCCAGGAGGCUGGACAUCGCAACCAUUCUCGUGACAACAGCUGUGAAACAUCUGAAAGAAGCCGAUAAUUUGAUUGUUCUUUCAAAAGAUGGCCACAUGGAAGGCCAAGGGUCUUUCGAGGAACUGGCGAAGAAGAAUCAGUACAUACAGAGCCUUUCAUGUUCCGCAGGUCCCGAAGACAGGGAGGCCGAAGAAGAGAGCAAACAAAGUGACCCCCAGCUAGGGCGAACACAGGAAGCGAAGAAAGAAACCGGAAAAACACCCAAAAGAGAGACAGUUUCCAAUAUCUCUCGAGGCGAUGGGGACAUCUCGCUCUACACCUACUACAUCAAUUCGUUUGGUUGGUGGGUAUUUGGGGUAGCGCUGCUUGAGUAUCAGACUGAAUUUGUUGCUGAUGAGCUUUUAGAUCACCUUGGCCUAGCCUGGCCCAGAUAG